Ochlerotatus camptorhynchus is the source of this 4649-nucleotide messenger RNA. RefSeq names its product copper-transporting ATPase 1 (gene ATP7). NCBI's taxonomy places the organism in Eukaryota, Metazoa, Arthropoda, Insecta, Diptera, Culicidae. Gene Ontology annotation, molecular function: ATP hydrolysis activity; ATP binding; P-type divalent copper transporter activity. Gene Ontology annotation, cellular component: trans-Golgi network; plasma membrane. The transcript has 6 exons. Gene Ontology annotation, biological process: copper ion import; copper ion export; intracellular copper ion homeostasis. The record is from RefSeq and is a predicted model, not a curated record. The coding region runs from base 345 to 4208 and encodes 1287 amino acids.
GUCGUCGUUCGUUCAAGGUUUCCAGUCCCGGAUGGCUGACUACGUGUGGAGUGUUUACAACACAACGGUCCUGCUGUUCUACUGGACGCAUAAGUCCAAAAAUUAAAUCGGGAACCGGUUUAAAUUUUUCAGCGUUUCGAAAAUGUACAAACCAAGAAAAAGUGGACAAAGCCGAUGAACCAAAUCUUGAGAUUCCAUAUGUGUGCGAAUGUGCGGGCGUAAACUAACUCGAACUCGAACCAAGAUAACGUUGUGUAAUAUAAGAAAUAUUCAGUCUAAUACUUGGACAUUGUUGAUUGUUUUAAUUAUUCCCGCAAACAAAGGACUGUGCGACUUCUGUUCAAAUGGAGGAGGAAGCGAAAUUAAACCAACCAUCGGUGGCGGCAGGUUCCGACGAGAAAGCUGAUAAGAAGAUGGUCACCGAUAAUAACAACCUGGAGGAGCCCUGCUCAGCCGACAAGCUGUACAAGUCGAUAGAAAAUAUGGACGACUACGGCGAGUCCACCGGACUGCUGGAGCAACAGGUAGCCUCCGUCCGGUUACCGAUCAUCGGUAUGACCUGCCAGUCGUGCGUCAAGAACAUCGAAGGAAACAUCGGCAGUAAGCUAGGUAUAAUCAAAAUUAGUGUAAUUCUGGCCGAGAAUGCCGGCUACAUAGACUAUGAUCCCACGCUGACGGAUCCGGUCCAGAUAGCCGCCGAUAUCGACGACAUGGGAUUCGAGUGUGUAUACAACGAUGAUCGGAAGGGAGCCAACGACGGAGCCAGUGAUGUAUUGUUAGCUCGAAUAAGCAUAGAAGGCAUGACGUGCAAUUCGUGCGUCAAAAACAUCGAAGGCACUAUGAAGGACAAACCUGGGAUCGUCUCGAUUCAAGUCCUACUGGACCAGAAACUGGGUCUGGUUGAGUAUGACCGAAUGGUAACCAGUCCGGUGCAGAUCGCAGAUCAAAUCGAUGAUAUGGGCUUCGAAGCCAAGGUGGCCAGUGACGGUAACGAAACUCGAAAGACUGACAGCAAACGGGAGGCCCGUUCGGAGAAGAUAAUUUCAAUUGACGAUGGCCUCACGCCUUCGAACGGGAAUCCCAACGGUAAGCAGGUCCGGCUGAAGGAUGACUACAAACGAUGCUUCCUACACAUACAGGGAAUGACGUGCGCCAGUUGCGUUUCGGCAAUCGAGAAGCACUGCAAGAAAAUCUACGGAGUGGAGUCGAUUCUGAUCGCUCUGCUGGCCGCGAAAGCGGAAGUCAAGUACGACCAUACGUUGACCGGCCCGGAAGAUGUUGCCAAAUCGAUUACAGACCUCGGCUUCCCGACGGAAGUCAUAGACGAACCGGGGACGGGGGAAGCCGUGGUGGAGAUCGAAAUCCUGGGAAUGACGUGCGGUUCCUGCGUCAACAAAAUCGAACAAACGGUGCUGAAGGUUCCUGGUGUCCUGAAGGCUUCCGUUGCGUUGACUUUAAAGAGGGGGAAAUUCACAUUCAACAACGAAAAGACUGGUGCGAGGACGAUAUGUGAAGCGAUACAAACUUUAGGCUUCCAGGCUACGGUGUUGUCCAACAAAGACAAAAUGGCUCACAGUUAUUUGGAGCACAAGGAGGAAAUCCGCAAGUGGAGAAAUGCAUUCCUCAUAUCACUAGCUUUCGGAGGUCCUUGCAUGAUGGCCAUGAUCUACUUUAUGGUCCUUAUGGAAACUCACAGUCACGAGGAGAUGUGCUGCGUUCUUCCAGGUCUUUCCAUGGAAAAUCUGAUCAUGUUUGUCCUCUCGACUCCGGUCCAGUUCUUCGGUGGGUGGCACUUCUAUAUCCAAGCCUACCGAGCAGUCAAGCACGGUGCCAGUAAUAUGGACGUCCUGAUCACGAUGGCCACUACGGUAAGCUACCUCUAUUCAAUCGGAGUCCUAAUUGCAGCUAUGGUUAUGGAAAUGAAAACUUCCCCACUGACCUUCUUCGAUACGCCACCAAUGUUGUUCAUAUUCAUCUCACUCGGUCGCUGGCUUGAGCACAUAGCGAAAGGUAAAACCUCAGAAGCCCUAUCCAAACUGCUUUCGCUGAAGGCUACCGAAGCAACACUGGUAAUGCUGGGCGAUGACUACGAAGUCGUAUCGGAGAAGAUAAUCUCGGUAGAUCUGGUACAACGAGGAGAUGUCCUGAAGGUUGUUCCCGGCAGCAAAAUCCCCGUCGACGGCAAGGUGCUCUGUGGUAACUCCACGUGCGAUGAGAGUCUCAUCACCGGUGAGUCCAUGCCGGUCCCGAAGAAGAAAAAUUCCGUAGUCAUCGGUGGCUCCAUCAAUCAAAACGGCCUCCUACUGGUAACGGCAACGCACACCGGAGAGAAUACUACCUUGGCACAGAUCGUAAAGUUAGUCGAAGAAGCACAAACUUCAAAAGCACCGAUUCAGCAGCUGGCGGACAAGAUCGCCGGUUACUUUGUACCAUUCGUGGUGGCCGUUUCGGUAGUCACUUUGAUCGGAUGGGUCAUCAGCGGUUACGUGGAUAUCAAUCACAUUCCUAUGUCGGCAGCUGCCAAGGAAGGCUUGAAUAGAGAGGAGAUCAUCUUCAGUUACGCUUUCCGCUGUGCUUUGAGCGUCCUGGCGAUCGCUUGUCCUUGUGCGCUGGGUCUCGCUACGCCGACCGCUGUGAUGGUUUCUACCGGAGUCGGAGCUCUGCAUGGAAUUCUGGUCAAGGGGGCAGGGCCGCUGGAGAAUGCUCACAAAGUGAAAACAGUUGUUUUCGAUAAGACCGGAACGAUCACGUACGGAAUGCCGAUGACUUCCCGGAUAUGUCUGUUCGUUAAACCGCACGUGUGUUCGCUGACUCGGGCGUUGAGUGUCAUUGGAUCAGCGGAAGUAAACAGUGAACACCCAAUCGCCACGGCAGUUGUUAAAUUCGUAAAAGAAUCAUUGGAUAUCGAUGCCUUCAGUAAGUGCUCGAAUUUCAUGGCCGUUCCUGGAUGUGGUAUUCGAUGUGUAAUUUCCAACGUGAACGGUAUGCUAAGCAACGGGUUGAGAUCGGAGAAAAUGAAGAAUUAUCAAAAUUCGUACAAAAGCAACGAUUCUAACGCGUUGAGUUUCGUCAAUGGAGCGGUGGUGGAAGAAUUGAUUCCGCAGUUAAGCCCAUCGCAGAAGAAUACAAUGGAAUUGCAGCAGCUGCUUCAGCUUGAAACGAUCGAAGCUGACACCAGUGAGGAAGCGUUUUCGCGUGUCAAUGAGUACAAUGUGCUGAUCGGGAAUCGCGAGUGGAUGAACAGGAAUGCGAUUCUUGUUCCGUCGGAGAUCAACAUCAAAAUGACGGAGGAGGAACAGAUGGGCAAUACGGCGAUUCUGUGUGCAAUCAACAAUCAGUUGAUCUGUAUGAUUUCCGUGUCGGAUAUGGUGAAACCGGAGGCACAUCUGGCCGUCUACACGCUGAAGAAGAUGGGCAUCGAAGUUAUUCUGUUGACGGGAGACAACAAGAACACUGCCGGGAACAUUGCUCGCCAGGUGGGCAUCAAUCGGGUGUUUGCCGAGGUGCUUCCAUCGCACAAGGUGGCAAAAAUCCAACGGAUACAGGAGAACCAGAUGCGCGUGGCGAUGGUCGGAGAUGGGGUAAACGAUAGUCCGGCCUUGGCUCAGGCCGACGUCGGCAUAUCGAUUGCAUCCGGGACGGAUGUGGCUGCCGAAGCGGCCGAUGUUGUGCUGAUGAGGAAUGACCUACUGGACGUGGUUGCCUGUCUGGAUCUAUCGCGCAAGACUGUCCGGAAGAUACAUCUCAAUUUUCUGUUCGCCAGUAUGUACAAUCUGCUCGGCAUUCCACUGGCGGCGGGCAUUUUCACGCCGUUCGGAUUUAUUCUGGAGCCCUGGAUGGCGUCGGCAGCGAUGGCCCUCAGUUCCGUGUCGGUGGUGUGCUCCUCGCUGAUGUUGAAGCUGUACAAAAAACCGACGAAAGCCUCCCUCCAGACGCCGGAGUACAUUGCUCUGGUGGAAGCCGGAGCCCUGCUGGAUCCGGACACCGUUUCCGUGCACCGCGGCCUGGACGAUAUUCCACGGCCCAACUUUGGCCGCUCGACCAGUUCCACUUUAGCCAAACUAUUCAUCCGCUCGCCGAAGGUUUCCAACGAUGAUCGACUGUUAGCUUCCAACCAGAUGAUAGACGACGACGAGUUAAGCGUUGGGAUCGUCAAGUCCAUCAACAGUGGCAUUUACAAAGACGCAACCGAACUGCAGAGGCUGUAGCCACAAAGAGCUGUGCCAACUACGACCAGCUAGUGAUUUUACUUAUGUUUUUUUUUAAACGAAAAAGUGACCAUCCGAAGUUAUUAUGUUAGACAAGUUCAGCAUUUUCACGGUUGAAAUUCAACCGGGAAACAGCCAUAAUGGUGAACUUCUAUCGAUUUUCAUUCUCAUCAUUAUUGUUUCUGCCUUCAAUUCAUCAGUGAUUUUGUGAUAUGUUUAGCAUUAUUUACGUUUUUGUUCUACGAUUUUUAUCAAAUACAUACAUACAUACUACGCUAUAGCUACUCAUUACGUUUGUAUUGCAACGUACUUAUCAAUCAGCACAAAUCCAACCAGUUGAAAAGUACCAUAUCCUCGAUAAGGAGGACAAAACCUACCAUAGAUGCGUAAAUAGUUAGCGAGAGGAGGAGCAGAGUUAUAUAAAUAAAUGUUUGUAAUAAA